GCUGUCAACGCAGACACGAACUUUUUUUUUUUUUUUCCUCUUUUUGAUUCACUGCUGAAACAAUCCACGCUGAGCCGGACGACAGGAACCUGUUACCUGCGUUUGAGAAGGUAAAGACGCACCGCAGCGGCGGCGUCCACAUGACCUGAGGGAAGGGGAGUCGACCGUGAGUCACACCGGGACAGAGACCCCCCCCCCCGCGGUGGCACUCAACUUUGGCAGGAUUUAUUAGUAUCAGUAGCAAUUACUGUAUCGUUAUUAUUAGUUACACCGAUCGUUACUUCAGAGGAUGGACGUUCCUGGGUUUUAAUUUGCGCCUCGACCGUUCGGGCCGAGGGUCCGGUUUUACAGAGACUGCUGGAUGAAACCACCCUUUCCCUUCCUGUCGUUGUUCUUCAUUGAGAGACCAGAGGAUGGUUCGUGCAUCGGGAGCAGCUGAGGAGCGGAGACGCGGUCUGACGCGUGGAUACUAGUUUCCCGUCAACACCUUCCAUCGCUCUUUCUGUGGGGGGAAAAAAAAAAAAAAAAUGGGGAACCACUCGACGUGGAGUAAUUUCACCCAAGUUCUGUCGGAGCUGGACGGGACGGGCGGCGAGGAAGAGGGGGAGGACGACGAGGAGGUGGACGGCGGGAGCGGUGGAGGCAGCGGCGGACUGCGCGUCCUCGUCGGCUGCGUCCUCUUCCUGCUCAUCGUGUCCACGCUGCUCGGGAACACGCUGGUGUGCGCCGCCGUGGUCAAGUUCCGGCACCUGCGCUCCAAAGUCACCAACUUCUUCGUCAUCUCGCUGGCCGUGUCCGACCUGUUCGUGGCCGUGCUGGUGAUGCCCUGGGAGGCCAUCACCGAGGUGACGGGCACGUGGCUGUUCGGGCGGUUUUGUGGCGUCUGGAUCGCCUUUGACAUCAUGUGCUCCACGGCGUCCAUCCUCAACCUGUGCAUCAUCAGCGUGGACCGCUACUGGGCCAUCGCCAGCCCCUUCAAGUACGAGCGGAAAAUGACGCACCGGGUGGCGUUCGUCAUGAUCGGGGUGGCGUGGACUCUGUCGAUCCUCAUCUCCUUCAUCCCGGUGCAGCUCAACUGGCACCGGGCCGGGGAGGAAGAGCAGGAGACGAUGGAGAAGGCGGUGGCAGCCAGGGCCGCCAGCGGCAGGAACUUCACAAACAGCAGCAACCUCAGCACCAGCACAGUCGCCAAGAGCUGCGUCGCCAACUUAAACAAGACCUACGCCAUAUCCUCGUCCAUCAUUAGCUUCUACAUGCCUGUGGCGAUCAUGAUUGCCACCUACACCCGGAUCUACCGGAUCGCUCAGACCCAAAUCCGCCGGAUCACAUCGUUGGAGCGGGCGGCAGAGCAGGCGCAGAACCAAGGCCACGGCGUGAGCCGGAACCAGCAACAGCAGCACAGGCCCCAUGACGAAGCCUCGCUGAAGUCGUCCUUUAAGAAGGAAACCAAAGUCCUGAAGACGCUCUCCAUCAUCAUGGGGGUGUUUGUCUUCUGCUGGCUGCCGUUCUUCGUCCUCAACUGCACUGUCCCCUUCUGCGACCCGCCCUGCGUCGGGGACACCACCUUCACCGUCUUUGUCUGGUUCGGCUGGGCCAACUCAUCGCUCAACCCUGUCAUUUACGCAUUCAACGCGGACUUCCGCCGGGCCUUCGCCACCAUUCUGGGCUGCAACAGAAUCUGCUCAAACAACGCCGUGGAAGCCGUGAACUUCAGCAACGAGCUGGUUUCUUACCACCACGACACGACGCUCCACAAGGAGUCGCUGGUCGCCGCGCAGCCGCAGCAACGCCCGCGCACCAUCAACCAUGGGCCUGACCACCUGGAGGACAUGAGCGCACAGUUUGAUGUGGAGUCGCUCAUCUCUAAUGGUUCCCGGAGCCACGACCGACUGCUGCCGCUUCCUGCCACCGUCCAACUCGAGGACGACCCGGAGAUCUCCUUGGGAACGAUCACGCCGUUCACCUCGGCGGCGGGGCCGGAGAGUGAAGCGCUAAUACCUGGACAGGUGCACCACGAUGGAUAGGACAGAAACUGCACUGCGCCGACUGACAGCCAUCGACAAACAGGAAGUUAGGCUGUGUUUUCUUCAAAACAAAAGCGUAAACUUCAGUUUGGCCGGAACCAGACUUGUCCUCCGUAGAGUUUGCAGUUGAUUGAUUUGGAAUAAUGGAGGACUUUGGGGACUUUAUAACCCAGGUGCUCUGUAAAACCUGGAGAAACAUAACACAUAAGAGAGACUUCACUGUAUAGGCUUCAGAUAAAAUGCCCAUAUCAGAA
Molecule: messenger RNA, 2278 nt
Organism: Xiphias gladius (swordfish)
Lineage: Eukaryota; Metazoa; Chordata; Actinopteri; Istiophoriformes; Xiphiidae
Product: D(1)-like dopamine receptor
Exons: 1
Coding region: 528-2024 (498 amino acids)
Biological process (GO): adenylate cyclase-activating adrenergic receptor signaling pathway
Cellular component (GO): membrane
Molecular function (GO): G protein-coupled receptor activity
Source: RefSeq, a predicted model, not a curated record